Molecule: messenger RNA, 2148 nt
Organism: Selaginella moellendorffii
Lineage: Eukaryota; Viridiplantae; Streptophyta; Lycopodiopsida; Selaginellales; Selaginellaceae
Product: probable histidine kinase 1
Exons: 12
Coding region: 49-2103 (684 amino acids)
Biological process (GO): phosphorelay signal transduction system; protein autophosphorylation
Molecular function (GO): histidine phosphotransfer kinase activity; phosphorelay sensor kinase activity
Source: RefSeq, a predicted model, not a curated record
AUCAAGAAACUCGAGGAGAAAUCCAAGCGCCUGGAAGCAGUGAAGCCGAUGGUGACCGAGCUGCAAAACCAGCUCGAGCGAGUGGACAACUUCCUCCACUUUGUGCUCCGGAAUGCUCCCAUUUUCUUGAGCCACCAGGACAAGGAUCUCAAAUAUAGAUUUAUGUACAAUAAUCAUCCGGCCUGGCAAUCGGAGGUGAUUGGAAAGACGGACCUGGAGCUUCUCCCGGGUCCGGGAGGAACCAUGACACACAACUUCAAGAAGGAAGUUCUUCGCCGGGGGUGCCCGGCAAAGCGAGAGUUCGUCUACGACACGGUGGAGUUUGGAUACAAGGUGUUUCUCAUCUGUGCCGAGCCGGUGUUCAGCAAAGGUGGCGAGACGAUUGGUGUCAACAUCGUCUCCAUGGACGUCACUGAAGAGAAAUUUCUCAAGGCUGCAAACCGGGAGAAGCUCAUACGCUUGAGGGAGGAAGAAGCCGUGCAAAAGGCGAUGGAAACGCAGCUUCACAAGACAAUGCGCAUCACAGAGGAAACGAUGAAGGCAAAGCAGCUGCUGGCUACAAUGUCGCAUGAGAUACGCUCGCCGCUGAGUGGAGUGGUGAGCAUGGCCGAGAUUUUGGCCGCCACCAAUCUGGAUCCCGAGCAGCAAAAUCUCGUCGAUAUCAUGGUUUCAUCCGGAGACCUGGUGAUGCAACUUAUAAAUGACAUUCUCGAUCUCUCCAAGGUGGAAUCAGGAGCUAUGAAGCUCGAGGCUACAAAGUUUCGUCCUCGAGAGGUCCUCAAGAACGUCCUCCAGAUCGCCGCAGCGUCGAUGCAAAAGGGAGACUUGAAUUUGGAAGGCUUUGUCUCGGCCGAAGUUCCGUUUGAGGUGAUUGCCGAUGUGUUGAGAGUCCGCCAGAUCUUGACAAACUUGGUGAGCAAUGCCAUCAAGUUUACUCGUCAUGGAAGUGUCCGGGUGGAGAUAGAAAUCGGCAACAAAAAACUUCCUCACAAGCAAAAUGGAAGCAUUGUCGAUUCAAACGAAUUACAAACUCCUUGCUCUUCUUCUAUCACUUCUCCCGCGACUACCACUUCCACUGUUCCACAGUGGGUAAACAACGACACUGUGUGGCUCGAGUGUCGAAUUGUGGACACGGGCAUUGGUAUUCCAGACACGGCUCUCCCGUUUCUAUUCACGAAAUAUAUGCAAGUGAGUGAAACACACGCAAGGAAGUAUGGUGGCACUGGUCUCGGCCUCGCGAUUUGCAAGCAACUGGUGGAACUCAUGGGUGGAAAGCUCAAAGUUAACAGUGAAGAGAACAAAGGCUCCACGUUUAUGUUUACGCUGCCCUGCAAGCUUUGCGGAUCAAACGGUACCAAUCAAGCUAGCAGCCACUUUAGUUUUAGCACGGCAGCGAUGGCGGCGAGAAGAAAAUCAUCGGGAACACGGGGCUCGAGCGUGAACAAGAGAAUUAGCGGCAACAAUGGCGAGAGUGUCUCGUCCAGGAAGAGCUCGAGCUCUCCUCCUCAUCGAAACGGUGAAGCUAGCGGUAAAACCACGACAAAGAUCGAUGUUCCUACCGCUGUUGCUGCUACCACUACCACCACCGCCACCGCCACUGGCGGCAAUGCGGCUAAGUUGAAAGUUUUGCUCGCCGAGGACAACAAAGUGAACAUCAUGGUUGCGCAGUCGAUGUUACGAAGAAUGGGGCUCGAAGCAACAGUUGUGAACGAUGGAGCCGAGGCUGUGGAAGCGAUCAAGAGAGAUUACUUCGAUUUGAUUCUAAUGUUCUUUUUAUCAGGACGUCAUCAUGCCCGUGAUGGAUGGAUUGGAGGCAACUCGUUUGAUCCGCGAUACGCAGGGAAAUCGGGAUGGUCAAGGCAAGAGGAGCACGAUCAUAGCUAUGACCGCGAAUGCGCUUCCAGAGAACGUCGCGGAAUGCUACACUCACGGCAUGGACUCAUUCAUCGCCAAGCCAGUGACUUUCAGCAAAUUGCAGCAAGCAAUACAGCAAUUCUUUCCCCCCUCUCUGCCAUCUCCAUCGCCCUCCUCCUCCUCAUCCUCUCCAUCGCCCAAGCCACGGUGAGAGACCGGAAAGAAGCUCUCCUCAAACUUGUACCAUAGAAACAGCGCCAAUUUGCCAAUUUUGAAAGGCGGCAUAUUCUCAGA